Molecule: messenger RNA, 1459 nt
Organism: Closterium sp. NIES-67
Lineage: Eukaryota; Viridiplantae; Streptophyta; Zygnematophyceae; Desmidiales; Closteriaceae
Source: the annotation of a GenBank genome assembly
UUCAGAACCAAUUUGCAACCCGGCUGAACCUCGCGCAUCUUCACCUUUCUUCACAUUGUUUUCCGAGCUAUGGCGUCGGCGACAUUCCCAGCGCUCGUUUUGCUGAUGCUCGUCGCCUCCGCAUCCGUUUUCGCCCAGCCCGGGGGCGGAAUGGGAGGCGGCGGAGGCGGGGGCGGCUGCACCGGGGGAGGCAGCGGGGACUGCAGCGGGGGCGGCCCGGGGGUCAACGGCGGUGGAAUGGGCGGAGGUGGCGGCCCCGGCAGCAACAGCGGCGGAAUGACGGGCAUGGCAAACCCGCAGGGCCCGGGACUGUCGUUCUCCUUCUACUCCGAGUCGUGCCCCAAGGCGGCGGACAUCGUCGCGGCGCGCGUGUACGCCGCGUUUAAGAAGGACCGCGGCGUCCCUGCGCCGCUGCUCCGCCUGCACUUCCACGAUUGCUUCGUGCAGGGUUGCGACGCCUCCGUGCUGCUCGACUCCACAUCCAACAACAAGGCGGAGAAGGACGCGGAUCCCAACGCCACUCUCGGUGCAUUCGACGUGAUCGACGACAUCAAGGCGCACCUCGAGGCCGAAUGCCCCGGCACCGUGUCUUGCGCCGACAUUCUCGCUCUCGCCGCGCGCGAAGGCGUGCAUCUGGCCGGCGGUCCGCUCACGGAGGUGCCUCUGGGGCGUCGCGACGGGCUGACGUCAUUCGCGCUUGCGGCGGAGACGUUCCUCCCAGGAUCCACCCUCAACGUCUCCGGGCUUGUGCACAACUUCGCUACAGUCGGCCUCGAUAUCCUCGAUGUCGCCACACUCAGCGGCGCGCACACGAUGGGCGAGGCUCGCUGCGUGAGCCUGAAGAAUCGCCUGACGCAGAAUGACCCCACGAUGAACCCCGAGUUCGCUGCUUACGUCAAGGCCAAGUGCGGCACGAGCAACAUUAGCCCCAAGGCUAUGAUCAACAACGACUACAAGACCCCCAGCCGGUUCGAUAACCAGUAUUACAAGAACCUGCUGGCUCGUGCUGGCCUCCUCACCACGGACCAAGCUCUCAUUUACAACCGCACGACCAUGCGCGCUGUGAAGGUAUUCGCCAAGAAAAAGAGCGUUUUCUUCAAGCACUUCAGGCGCUCUGUCAUGAAGAUGGGUAUGAUCACACCCCUUACUGGCAGCCAGGGCCAGAUCAGGAGCAACUGCCACCGGGUAAAUGCCUAAUUUCCCCAGCCAAUCCAGGUCUAGUGUGAGGCUAUGAAAGGGUCCUCCCCUGUGAAGUGCUAGCAGACACAUAGUGGAUGUGAAGGGGAGGGGGACAGGAGGAUCGGUCCUUGGCUAACAGCAGUUGGCUUGGGCACCCGCCAACUUAGAGGCCAGUCCAGGACAGUUGGGGUUGGGGGGCGAUGCAUCAGGUUGGGGGUCUGUUUGUUGUGUCAGUGUGUUGGAAAUAAAUUACGAUACAGUACUGCACAUUGGCGAAGCG